Messenger RNA from Oncorhynchus mykiss (rainbow trout), 1981 nucleotides. The record is from RefSeq and is a predicted model, not a curated record. NCBI's taxonomy places the organism in Eukaryota, Metazoa, Chordata, Actinopteri, Salmoniformes, Salmonidae.
AUGUCUGCAAUAGUGGAUACCAUCAUAAAGGAGUGGCGGCUGGAAAAGAGUGCAUCCGAUACAGUCCUUACUGAGCUGAAGAGGAAUGACAAGACGGUGGGGAAGCCCACAGCUUACAAGCUGGUUCAGCUUUUUGCAGAGGAGUCUCAUGACAACAAGUGGGACCUCCAAUGCUGCACAGGCUUUGAGGCCAACAUAGAUGCUGAGGAAAGGGAUACCAUCAGUUGUUUCGGUGUACCUCAGAGCAUUGUUUGUGAUCAGAAUUCAACCAGCCCGGAUGUUGCCUCGCUUUCAACCCCAUCCACUGACAACUUAGUCGGUGAUGAUGACUUCACCGGCCUCAUCAGCAUGUUAGUGGUGAGACUUCUGUCAAAAAUCCAAACCCAAACUGAUCUGUACCCAACUGACGUCACACGCACGUCACAAGACCUGAUUCCAAAAGUUAUAGCUGCCUUCUGUGCAUGGUCAGGCUGCUCUGAGACCCAAGCUUAUCCCAAGAACCUGAAGAGUCACAAAGUAUACAGCACCGUCUACAAACAUCUGUUGAAGGAGUUUGGCUCAGAGAAAAUACUCCAACUGGCCGUGUCGACUCAGGACUCCACUUUCAAUAGGAUUCUUGUGAAGUCAUUGAGCAAGGAGCUUCUCCACAGUUGUAACGAGGCAUCAAGAGCAGCCUCAAGAACAUCUUUCGAAGCCACCAGGCCAGAAGCUCUUCUCAUGGCUGAAGAUGUGAAGGCUACCAGAGGGAAGCUGUCUUUCCUACAAAGGCUUGCCAGACUGAAAUUCAACUUAAAGCCAUUCAUGAUGGGAAACAAGAAGAAUUCCCGCCAUUCUGAAUCCAAAGACCAGACUACUGCUGAAGAGAUCAUGUCUUUUACCUUCGACAUCAACAAGCGACGCACGGGCUGGUCCUGCAGACUCCCACGCCCAUGGCCCAGGAGAAGGCUGGGGGCCACCUGCUCACUCACGUCCCAGCCAUCUCCUUUGAGACCGACUCUACUGUGGAGUGCACCUCCAAGAGGACUCCGGAAGAGAGGGAACGGGUGAAGGUUAAACUGGCCAACAUGGCCUUGAUGGGAAGGAUCAAAAGUCUUGGCUGUGAAAUGCCCAUUAUGUGUGAUUGUCGAAUUGAUCAUUUUCCACUUUUGAAACAACAAUGGGAAAGACAGGGUUUAUAGCAAAGGUUGCUCAGAUUGGGCUUUUGGAAAAAUUGGGAGAAUGAAAGUGCACUCCUGAUUCAGAGAGAAAGAUCCAGCUUAAUCAUCCAUACCAUUGUUUAAAUUACAAUAAAAAAACAUUCAAACUGUUCCUGAGUUUCGAAAGACAGAGAAAGGAAAACAUCAUUAUCUUCAGUCUGUUCACACCUGUUCACACAAGUCCUACUGUCCACAAUCUCAGGGUUCUUCAAUACAAACACACCUGUUUCAGAAAACCUGAUCACUUUCACAUUCAAACAAUGUUUGUAGGAUACUUUUCAAUAACUCAAUAAAUGUAAGUGUUGAAACCAUACAUAGCUGGUAACUUGAGCUCGGCAGAGUAGUUUUGACCUGUGUCCAGAUACAGUCAUUUAUGUUGUCUAAAGGCAAUUGUCUCUUAUAACAAUGUUAUUUUUCUGAAUAAUCUAAUUUAAUUGACUGGUAGGUAGUCACUAACUAUUUGUAGCAUGUGUUCCUCUGUUUAUUGAUAUUUACAUGGUGUGUAUGUGUUAAGAUGUUAAGUAAUUAAUGUUGAUAUUAUCCAAAGGGUUUUUAACUGAAAUGUUAAAUGUUGGUGUCUCGAUCUCAGACAUUUACGCUCAUAUUUGUAAAUAGUAUUUCAAAAAUGGCAGAAUCAAACAGUAUUGGAAUAGUGACUUGUAUUUUGCAUCUAGAAGUGUAAGAAUUUUAGAAGAAUGCUAUUUCAUCAGUCAAAUGUUGCACUGUUUGAUAAGACAGGGUAAAGAAAACCUCUAUUUUAAUGAGUUUAGUUGUGAGUUUGACAU